AUGGCCUCUGUUUCGCUCAGGGUGCUCGCGGCUUUGGCCCUCGUCCUCUCGCAGCCGGCUCUUGCCGCCGUGUUCCCGAGCAACAUGUUCACCCGUUCUGAGAUCGAGGCCAUGCCUCUAGAGAAGCGCGGCGCCAUGGACACCAAGCAACUAUGGGACUCGGCAGAAGUUCCUUACAUCCUGGAAGAACUCCCCCACGACCUGUCAGAGUUGAUCCGCGAUGGCAUGAGAGAGUGGGAACAGUCCACAUGUAUCCGCUUCCUCCCCAAGGCGAGCCAAGGUGCCUGGGUUAACUUCAAAAAGUUCGACAGAGGAUGCUGGUCCGGUAUAUUGGGCUCUCCUAAAGAGGGAGAGACGAUCGUGAACCUCGAUUACCCGAACAUUUGGCAGAAGGCCAAUUCCUUGGGGACCUAUGAUGGCUGCGCCGAGGGCCGUGUGGCUGUACACGAGCUUGGACAUGUCAUCGGACUCACCCACGAGCAACAACGCCCCGACCGCGAUGCCUACGUUACUAUCCUGGAAAACCGCAUUCAAAAGUCCAAGCUUCCUCAGUUCGCUGUCGCGGCGAAUGCCAGUACCUCUUUGCCGUUCGACUACAACUCCGUCAUGCUCUACGACGCAAAGGCCUUUGCCAAGACCGCCGGUAAGCACACCAUGGAAUCCAAGACGUCCAAGGCCAUCGACCCCUGGGAUUCCCCCACGCCCAACGACUUCAAGGCCGUCAACGACGCCUACGGCUGCGAGGAGUACACCACCCGCGUGAUCCCCCAGUGCCUCCCCGGCCUCAUUCCGUCCGACGGCAACUUCUCCUCCUACAGCUUCAUCCUCGACAACCACACCGAUACCUACAUGACCGCCAACAACUACACCCACCUCGCAGUCCACCAGAACUGCCGCUCCAACAUGGCCGGCCAGGACACGGACAACUGGGGCUUCACCCCGCUCAAGGGCUGGGGCCCACGCGCGCAGUACACCGUCACCACGGGCCGCUGCAGGGAUGGCCACGACCGUCACGCCAGCCGCUACGAGGUUGCGCUGUGCAAGGGCGAGACGGAGGGUGAUUGCGACAUCAAGUGCGGUCUGCGCCGCGUCUGCCCCUUUGCCAGUGGCACACAGGUCGACAGCAAGGCCAUUUCUGUGAUUGACGACAACCUAUGGAUUUGCCACCCUCACUAA
Messenger RNA from Colletotrichum orchidophilum, 1176 nucleotides. RefSeq lists its product as uncharacterized. Bases 1 to 1176 code for a protein of 391 amino acids. The transcript has 3 exons. Gene Ontology annotation, molecular function: metalloendopeptidase activity; zinc ion binding. The record is from RefSeq and is a predicted model, not a curated record. Lineage: Eukaryota; Fungi; Ascomycota; Sordariomycetes; Glomerellales; Glomerellaceae. Gene Ontology annotation, biological process: proteolysis.